CGGAGGAUGGACCUCAUGGUCACCCCAAUGGUUGAAUGGUCAAGGACUGCAUGGCUCUAUUGUUGGUAUUGUCGGUUAUGGUAGAAUUGGGCAUUCAAUCGCAGUUAAAUUAAAAGGAUUUUCACCCAAGCAGAUCCUGUACACAAGUCGGAAAGAAAAACCAGAGGGAACUGAAAUUGGCGCUACCCUUACAGAUCUUGAUACAUUGCUUAAGAGGAGUGACUUCGUCAUUGUCAGCAUUGCAUUGACUCCUGAAACAAAGGGAAUUAUUAGUCGCAGUAAAAUUGCCCUCAUGAAGGAAAAUGCAAUCUUUGUCAACAGUGGUAGAGGAGGACUGGUUGACCAGGAUGCAUUGGUUGAAGCUCUUCAGCAGAAAAGAAUUCUUGCAGCAGGUUUAGAUGUCAUGACACCUGAGCCCUUACCACUUGAUCAUCCCUUGAUGAAACUUGAUAAUGUUGUUCUGCUACCUCAUAUUGGAAGUGCUUCUAUCAAAGCUAGAGGAGACAUGGCUCAGCUCGCAGCAGAAAACAUCAUUGCUGUCUUCAAAGGAACAUCCAUGCCCGCUGAAUAUUUGUGAUGAGAAAUCAAGUUUCGAAUAAUCUCCAUAAAAAACUUACUUUAACGGAUUCAAAUUUAUUCGAUUCCUUUACAAAAACAGUCUUUUUGAAAAGUGAUGUGAAAAUUUUUGGAUCUCAUAUCAAGUAAAAAAAUAAGUGUGUAUGAUAUUUAUUUUUUAUUUUUUUAUCAAUGUGCAUUUAAAAUUAUACAUUUUUCUACAAAAUGUGAAUGUUGAAGAGGGAAUGUUAACAAUGGAACAAGGUAGUGUUGAAAGGAUGAGAGCUAAAAUCAGUCAGUUUAUAAAUUAAAAACUUAUUAUGAGUCACUAAACCAUGAACAAUUCUUGACUUGCAAAUAUAUUUUUCCGAAGGUAAAUGAAGCGCAGAAUACAAUGCGCACAUUCAAAACGCAAAAAAAUUAUUCCGAAAUGGAGAAAUAUGUUGUUCAAAAAACGCAACUUAUUCGUAAAUUUAAAACGCCCCAGUUUUGCGCGAAACCUAAUGAUGUUAUCCAACACCAAUCAGAAGCAAGCGCGGGUUUCUGCGUCUCCCCUCAAAUGUCAUUCUACUCCUCAUUCAUGAAAACAAUAGAAAAUUCGAAACUAAAUCUUCAGAAUCAAAGAAUCAAAUUUCAUUCACGCUAUCUGUUGUAAACAAGCAAAAGUUCAACAUUGAAAUACGAUUUAUUUCAACAAGCAUGAGUGGAAAAAUAAAGGAGAUGGCGAUUUGAUCGCCACAGUACAUCACUUCCAUCAUUUCCUGCCAUUCAGGCGUGUUUUAAAUUCCUUCAAGUCUUUGGACUUCUUAAAAGCGGCUUUUCUGGGAUUUUGGCCCCAAAAA
Molecule: messenger RNA, 1397 nt
Organism: Bemisia tabaci
Lineage: Eukaryota; Metazoa; Arthropoda; Insecta; Hemiptera; Aleyrodidae
Source: RefSeq, a predicted model, not a curated record